AUGCAGCAGACUGCUAUACGUGUUUCCAAGCGAGAAGCAUCCCUUCAUAAUUGUGUAAUGUUUGCAACCGAUGCACUAGUACACGCUUAUGAUGUGAAUUCUAUCGAUUUUAUUAAAAGUUUUAUCGAUAACGAACGGAAACCGACUCAUUUGAUCCUAAACGAACUCUGCUGGCCAAAAUCUAUUACUGUCAAACUAUAUAAUGAAAUUAUACGAAAAGGCCGUAGAGUAUCAUCUACAAUCAAAACGUCUUACAGCUACCAAAACCAUGGGAUUAUAUUCCUACUCGAUCUGGACUGUCCUCGUUCUGAAGAAGCUAUUCAGAAAGCUAUAUCAAAAAACCUCUUUGGCUCUCCGUACCGUUGGCUCGUUUUAUCUGGCGACCCUGAAAAGUUAAGGUCGUCAGGUCUGUGGGAAACUCCCGCUUUACCAGAUAGUGACUUGGUGUUAGCGGAAAGAUCGGAAAGUGGAUUUACACUGACUGAAUUACAUAGAUCAUCAAAGAAUAGUUCAAUGGUUUCAACCCCUCGCGGGUACUACGAUACGACCCUGGUGGAUAUCCGACCACACCGGGAGAUGUUCAGGAGACGAAGGAACAUGAUGCGAUCCCCUUUGACUAUGUCAAAUGUGGUGCAGGACAGCAAUAGCACUAUGUAUCAUUUACCAAGAGAGGACAGACUUGAACUCCAGUACGAUGUUAUAUCAAAAACUUGUUGGAUAAAUGUUCACUUGGCCUUCCAAAUGCUGAAUGCUACCCCGCGGUACAUCUUCAAUCAAAGAUGGGGUUACAAAUAUAAAGGGAAGUGGUCUGGGAUGAUAAAUGAUUUGCAUAUAGGCAAAGCGGAUGUAGGUACAAACUGUUUGGGAACAUUCAUGGAACGAUUCGAGAUAGUCACAUAUACCGAUAUGUUGGCUCCCUUCCACGUUAGCUUCAUACUCCGGCAGCCUCCCCUCUCUUACGUCUCCAAUAUCUUCUCGCUGCCGUUUUCCAGCAACGUCUGGAUUGCCACUGCGGUGUGUUCAAUUCUGGCCAUGUUCGGUCUUUAUAUCACCAGUAAAAUUGAAGCCAGGGGUGGAAAGACUGCAUCACAACUGGACGGCACUAUGGGAGAUGCGUUCUUGCUGACCAUGAGUGCUGUAAGCCAGCAAGGCUGUGUGAUUGAACCUAGAAAAGUUUCAGGCCGCAUCAUAGUGUUCAUAUUCUUCACUGUUCUGAUGGCGCUAUACGCCGCGUACUCCGCCAACAUCGUCGUCCUGCUGCAGGCGCCCUCCAACUCCAUCAAGAGUCUAGCACAGCUGAUCUGGUCCAAAAUACCUCUGGCAGCUCAUGAUGUUGAUUACAACCAUAUUGUUUUCAGUACCUAUAAGGACCCGCUGCACACGACAGUCUACCGGAAAGUGGACCCAGAAAAGGGAAAUGGACAAUUUUACGCAAUGAACGAAGGUGUCGAAAGAAUUAGACAGGGUUUGUUCGCGUUUCACUCCAUCGCGGAGCAGGUGUACCGGCGCAUUGAGCAGACAUUCCUCGAGGGUGAGAAGUGCGACCUGGUGGAGAUCGACUUCUUGAACAGAAUCGACCCCCUCGUGCCUAUGAAGAAAGGCUCACCAUACUUGGAGCUGUUCAAAGUCGUGUUCAAACAAUUGGCAGAGUCUGGUAUACGAUCAGCGAUAAUUAAACGUAUGCUGGUACCUAAGCCCCAGUGUUCCGGCAAGAUGGCAGCGUUCAGCAGCGUGGGCCUGAUGGACCUAAAGCCGGUGCUGCUCCUCAUGGUGUACGGCGCCGCGCUCUCCCUUACCAUCCUUUUCCUCGAGAUAGCACACCAUAAAUUGCAAGUAUCAAAGUUAGAAGUGGGGGGAUGGGUGUUUUAG
Molecule: messenger RNA, 1869 nt
Organism: Achroia grisella
Lineage: Eukaryota; Metazoa; Arthropoda; Insecta; Lepidoptera; Pyralidae
Product: probable glutamate receptor
Exons: 12
Coding region: 1-1869 (622 amino acids)
Cellular component (GO): membrane
Molecular function (GO): ligand-gated monoatomic ion channel activity
Source: RefSeq, a predicted model, not a curated record